Messenger RNA from Trichophyton benhamiae CBS 112371, 2502 nucleotides. RefSeq lists its product as uncharacterized. Gene Ontology annotation, biological process: aromatic amino acid catabolic process; positive regulation of transcription by RNA polymerase II. The record is from RefSeq and is a predicted model, not a curated record. The transcript is spliced from 6 exons. Gene Ontology annotation, cellular component: nucleus. The coding region runs from base 1 to 2502 and encodes 833 amino acids. Gene Ontology annotation, molecular function: DNA-binding transcription factor activity, RNA polymerase II-specific. Lineage: Eukaryota; Fungi; Ascomycota; Eurotiomycetes; Onygenales; Arthrodermataceae.
AUGUCCACCGCUGCUCCCACCGGAAAAGUCCACAAGCGAGCAUACCAGGUUCCGUCGAUCAACCACACCAAGGCCCCUGCGACUGCUCCCACUCCCACUCCUGCACCCUCUGGCCCCGGUGAUUCCAUUGCCGGCACUUCGGUGGCCGCCACCCCCGGCAUCACUACAACUUCUACUACCGCAGGCAUUACCCCUACCCGGCCAUGGGAGGAGUCAACAAUAGCCAUUGCAGGCACCCCAGCGUCGCUCCCAGGGCUCGUCACGCAGGCUGGUGAAAGUUCGGUCAGCCCCAUUGCUGUCCCUCCAGCCAUCAAACGCGAACAUUCCCUCCAACAUGUCCUUGCACACGAUACCCCGCGUCCCUCCACCCGCGGCGAUAAAACGGCCGAAAAGCUACUUAGAGACGCCGCCUACACUUCACACGAUGCGUUGAAUUUACUCUUCGAAGCCGGUAGACAUAGUGAGCGGGUCUCCAGGCCGGACCAUCACCAUCACAACAAUCAUACCGCUGGAGCUGCCUCCCAAAGGCUGGGCCCGACACCCACCCGCGAGCUCAGACCAUCUGCCGCCCCGAGCCUUCAUGAUAACACUCCCGACUUCCAUCCUUGGUCAAACCUGCGUUUCGUCCGCACCGGCCUGAUCACCGCCGAAGAAGCCUUUGAUCUCGUAAAUUACUUUCAUACAUACCUUGCUCCAUUUACUCCAAUCGCUUCCUCCUCCUUCCAGGAUCCCUCUAUGCAUGCCGAACUGCUCGAAGAGGAGCCCAUUCUCGCCAUGACAAUCCUCAUGCUAGCCUCGCGAUACAUGAAAUUAUCAGGACCCGGGUCAAUCUCUAGAUCUUACAUGGUUCAUGAACGACUCUGGCAACAUCUCCAAGGGAUGAUCUCCCGCAUGAUCUUUGGCCAAGAGCAGUUCACCGGUGGCACGCACAAUCACGAUGCCCCUCCAGAGGCUUCAAACCUUUCUACGCACGAAUAUCCCCUAGCUGGCUCAAACUUUGGUAGCCUCAGGACACUUGGUAGCUGUGAAGCCCUGCUUUUGCUGUCCGAGUGGCAUCCACGGUCUUUACAUGUGCCGGCUGGAGAUGAUGGGGACAGCAUCGUCGUGAAAGAUGAUGUUCGAAGAACAAUUGCAAGCACAGCUGGUAUAGGCGGCAGAAUACGUAUCGACUGGCUGGAACCCGUCUGGAGAUCCGAUCGGAUGUGUUGGUCCAUGCUCGGGAAUGCUCUUGCUUUGGCUGUUGAGCUGGGCAUAUUUGACGAAUACGACAACACCACUAUAGGAGCUCGUGAGUCCCGGAGAGACAUCUGGAGUAAUCCUUCAUCCAGCCAGCGAGCAUACCUUGUCCAACAUUUACUCUGGGUCUAUCUUACACAGACUUCAGGCCGACUUGGAUGGAAAAACUUGACGUCUGUCUCAGUGUCACAUCACGAUACCAGUAUAAAACAUGGUGACACAAUUCGCUGUUGGGUGGGCGUCGCUUCAUUAAUGAAAAGGGGCAAUGAGCUGUUGUUUCCGUCACGCGAGAGGACUCGGGAGAUCGUCAAGACUGGCGAAUAUUUAGCUGUCCUUCGUGUCCUUAAUCCACUCCUCCGCGAAUGGCAGAAAGAGUUUGAUCGUGCCAAGUUGUCAAGGCAAAUGAGAUCCAUCUUGACAAUUGAAUUCGGAUACGUACGGGUAUAUAUCCAUAGCGUUGCCCUGCAGGCUGUCAUCGAAAAUUACUAUCACGUCAUGCAUGAAGGCGGCACUAUGCCGGAAGCUAGCUUGCUCGAACCCUUUGAGGGCAACAGGGAAUACUUUAUGGAAGUAAUCGCAUCAGCAAAAUCGAUACUCCAGACGGUUGUCGAGGAUCUGCUUCCGGAUAACCAUCUGAAGCAUGUUCCAAUUCGAACCUACUCGAGAAUUCUUGCCGGUGCUAUGUUUUGUUUAAAGGCCACGUCUCUUGGCGCCAAAGACUUUGAGACGUCAGGGUCAUUAAGCCUCGUUGAACGCACAGCGGAUGCGCUAUGUACAUGUGUGGUGGAUGAUGUUCACUUGAGCAACCGAUUUGGAGAGUUGCUGCAUGCUCUGGCCGCAAGUUUGCGGAACAGAGUAGUGCAAAUGACGGCAAGUGAACAACCAAGCGGAAGUAUUAUUCCCAAUACUCUGGCUUCCCAUCGUCAAUAUGCUCAAUCUUUUGAAGGUGAUACAAACAAUCAGAUGAUGGUGUGUGGCCCUGGCUCCUAUCAUGAAUUGUCCAUGGGUCGAAUGGGACUGGGGGACCACUCUAUCGCUGACCCAGAGUAUGACAAUUGCCAGGCUGGCUCUACAUCUGCUACAGCAGCGGGCACGCCUGCUUAUUAUGCCAUGAAUCCGGCAUCGGGUUUGAUUGAUCAAGUCCAGAACGAUCCGUUGAUCAACUUUGCCGGGUUGGGCCCCAAUCAACUUGGUUGGUCCGGUGGGCAGGACUUUUUCGAUAUGCUCGGUCCUCUAUUGGACGUACAGUACGAGCAGUAUAAAUGA